Molecule: messenger RNA, 1016 nt
Organism: Quercus robur (English oak)
Lineage: Eukaryota; Viridiplantae; Streptophyta; Magnoliopsida; Fagales; Fagaceae
Product: agamous-like MADS-box protein AGL27
Exons: 7
Coding region: 165-806 (213 amino acids)
Biological process (GO): positive regulation of transcription by RNA polymerase II
Cellular component (GO): nucleus
Molecular function (GO): protein dimerization activity; RNA polymerase II cis-regulatory region sequence-specific DNA binding; DNA-binding transcription factor activity, RNA polymerase II-specific
Source: RefSeq, a predicted model, not a curated record
UGUGUGAUAAUAGAGAAAAGACAAAGAGACAAAAGAGUAAAAAAAAAAAGGCAAAGAGAAAAUAAAAGAAAAGAAAAAACAAAGGGGAAUAUAUAAUAGUUAAGUGGGUGAGUAGAGAUACUUAGGGUAGCGUGAAAUUAAUUAAGUAGCAAGAGAAAUCGAGAAUGGGGCGGAAGAAGGUGGUUCUGAAGCGAAUUGAGGACAAGAGCAGUCGACAAGUGACUUUCUCGAAGAGGCGAAGUGGGUUAAUCAAGAAGGCUCGAGAGCUCUCUGUUCUCUGCGACGUCGAGAUUGCGCUCUGCGUCUUCUCCAGCCGCGGCAAGCUCUACGAAUUCUCUAGUGGCAACAGCUUGUCCAAGAUCCUCGACCGUUAUCAGAGUCGCUUUCAGGUGGAAAUGAAGGAAUCCAAAGGUCUUAAUGACAUAGAGAAAAACCACUUGGAGGAUGCAAGUCUAGAGGAUGUGAGUCUACCAUCACAUGCAGAGCUACUAGAAAUGGUUCAAAGUCAGCUCGAAGGGCCAAAUGUUGAGCAGUUGAGUGUGACUGACCUUGUGAAACUAGAGAGACAAUUCAAUGCUGCACUUUCACAAACCAGAUCCAGGAAGACACAGCUGAUGUUGGAGUCCAUAAUGAGCCUUCAUGAAAAGGAAAGGAUGCUGAGAGAAGAAAAGAAGCUAUUACAGAGGAAGAUCAGAGCGACGCAGGAUACUAAAGACAGAACUGAGGUGGUGCUGGGGUUAAUUAAACAUUCAAAUAAUCAGUUGGCCCAUCCACCGCAACUGGAAACACUUAGUUUGCUUCCAUAGCAGGUUGGGAGAUGGCACAGUCUUUGUGCUUGAAAGGUGCUUCACAUUAGCUGUGGGAUAUGCUGACACUUAUCAGUCCCUUUUAAAUAUUUGAGUGAAUGCAUGUUAUAUAUAACCUACCAUGUAUGUAUAAGAUUACUUCUGAAGUGGUAUCCUUUGCUCUUCUUAAUUCUACAGUGGUAUCUAUUAAUUCUUAGCUGUGUUCUGUUA